AUGGAGACUGCAGGUUCCAGCUCCUCGUCCAGCCAUGGCGCUCUGCCCAAAACCAUUAUCACUCUCUUGGGAGAACGCCUUCUUUCAACCCUGCUAGACCUUUUUACCUUCUCUAUUUUCCUUCUCGUCUUCUCUGCCGAAGCUUUCUUCUUCAUCUCCCCAAAAUGGCGAAACCCCAUCUUCCAUUUCCUCAUUAUCAUCGUCUUCGUCAUGUUCUUCUUCCUCAAAUCCCACUUCUCAAAACCUCCACCAAUCUACCUCGUCGACUUCUCCUGCCUCAAGCCGCCAUAUUUCUGCAGGGUCCCCUUCUCCACCUUCAUCGAGCACGUCCGGCUCUUCGACUUCCUCGACGAAGAUAGCUCAUCUUUCAUGUCCAAUAUUCUUGCCUCUUCCGGCCAAGGCGAAAGAACGAGUCUCCCGCCGGCUUUACACUAUAUCCCGCCGGUGUCUCACCACCACGAAGCCAUCAAAGAAGCCCAGAUGGUGCUUUUCCCUGUAUUCCAAGAUCUUCUCGCCAAGACUAAACUCUCAGCUCGAGAUAUCGACAUUCUGAUCCUCAACUGCACCGGAUUUUGCCCCGUUCCUUCGCUUUCCGCCAUGAUUGUGAACGAAUUCUCCAUGAGAGAUGAUUUGAAGAGUUUCAAUAUCAGUGGGAUGGGCUGUAGCGCCAGUGCCCUCGCCGUUCACAUGGCGGAAAACCUCUUGAAGGUUCACCACAACUCUUACGCCGUUAUUCUGAGCACCGAAAUCUUGUCCACCGGCUGGUACGCCGGAAAAGAACGGCCAAUGUUGGUGCUGAACUGUCUCUUUCGAAUGGGAAGCGCCGCCAUUUUGGUCACGAACAAGAAAGAAGCAAAAAGAUCGUCAAAAUAUAAGCUCUUGAAAACUCUGAGAUCACAACGAGCUUUCGACGAUAAGGCUUACAAUUCAGCUUUCCGGGAAGAAGACUCCAAUGGAAUAACCGGCGUCGCCCUGAGGAAAGAUUUACUCCAGGUGGCGGGAGAAAUCCUCCGAUCAAACAUCGCCGCCCUGGGGUCGUCAAUCCUGCCGCCGUCGGAGAUCAUCCUGCACGUCGUUUCCAUGUUCUGGAAGAGAUUCAUCAACAAGAACGUGCAGAUAUACAUGCCGGAUUUCCGGUCGGCGGUACAGCAUUUUUGCCUGCCGGCUUCCGGUCGGCAGGUGAUCAGAGAAAUAGGGAAAGGGCUGAAGCUGGGAGAGAGAGAGAUGGAGGCGACCAUGGCGACGCUGCACCGGUUUGGGAACCAGUCUUCGUCUUCGCUGUGGUACGAGUUAGCCUACAUGGAGGCCAAGGAGAGAGUGAAGAAAGGCGACAGAGUUUGGCAGCUCGGGAUGGGAAGCGGGCCUAAGUGCACGAGCCUUGUUUGGGAAUGUGUUCGGCCCAUUUCGGAGGAAGCCCAUAAGGGCCCAUGGGAUGGUACAAUUAACAUGUAUCCAAACUUGGUUAAUUGUUGAUAACGAUGGUUACCUUCCCUGCCAUAAAUAGGU
Molecule: messenger RNA, 1506 nt
Organism: Diospyros lotus (date-plum)
Lineage: Eukaryota; Viridiplantae; Streptophyta; Magnoliopsida; Ericales; Ebenaceae
Product: 3-ketoacyl-CoA synthase 5-like
Exons: 2
Coding region: 1-1473 (490 amino acids)
Biological process (GO): fatty acid biosynthetic process
Cellular component (GO): membrane
Molecular function (GO): acyltransferase activity, transferring groups other than amino-acyl groups
Source: RefSeq, a predicted model, not a curated record